Molecule: messenger RNA, 1422 nt
Organism: Caenorhabditis remanei
Lineage: Eukaryota; Metazoa; Nematoda; Chromadorea; Rhabditida; Rhabditidae
Exons: 7
Coding region: 1-1422 (473 amino acids)
Cellular component (GO): cytosol
Molecular function (GO): metal ion binding; mRNA 3'-UTR binding
Source: RefSeq, a predicted model, not a curated record
AUGAAAGCGGCGUCCAGCAGUGUAUCAUCUUCUGGAGGGGCCAUGUCACCGACAAAAACGCAGCUACCUCCUGCCCCACCAAGUCACCAUCCACAGCAACAGCAAGCGAUCUAUGAUCCACAGAUGCAGUAUUACUACACUGCUGCGAUGCCUGGACAGCAAAUGCCGACUUACGUUCAACAAAAUGGAAGUAGCCAGGCUUACGCUCCCUCCAAUCAGUACUUCCAGGACGCUAGUGGACAGUACGUUCAGGUUGCGCAACAAAGUUCGAUGUCUGCACCACAGCCAAUAAUGGUACCCGGACAGUCGUACAUCUACAUGGCUCCACCACAACAAGGACCACAACAAGUCGUUCAACCAGGACAACCCCAGCUUAUUUAUUAUCAGCAAGCAAUUGGACAGAUGCCUCCACAAACGGCACCAGUUUAUUUCCAUGCAAUGCAGCCAACAUCAGCCCAAAUGAUCUCUGAUCAAAUGACGGUUAUGCCUCAAAUGCAGCCAACCCUCCAGCAGCAAACUCAUCAACACAGACCAAUGGGUAUGGAGAUGAGUAAUCCACGCGCAGCUCCAUUGACUUCGUCGACUCCUCUUCCAACCAGUGCUGAAUAUGAGACGAUGCAACGAGAUACCCAUGCUCGCAACAGAAACAUCCAGCUCAGAUAUCAUCGCGUCAUGGAACAUGAUGAGUUGCCGAUUGAUGAAAUCUCAGACAUCGGACAUGAUGACACAAUGAGCGCCGAGAAGGAGAACCAUAUGCUCGCGCAGCACGGAGAGAAAACCGCUCGUCGUGGAUUCAAAAAUGCUGAAGAGCAGCCACCAAACUACAAGACUCGUCUCUGCAUGAUGCAUGCUUCGGGAACAAGACCUUGUGAUAUGGGAUCUCGGUGCAAAUUUGCUCAUGGACUCAAAGAGCUUCGAUCAACUGAUGCUCCGGCACGAUACCCAAACAAUAAAUACAAGACUAAAUUGUGCAAAAAUUUCGCUCGUGGUGGUUCAGGCUUCUGCCCGUAUGGACUGAGAUGCGAGUUCGUUCAUCCAACUGACAAGGAAUUCCAGAACAUCCCACCAUAUCAACGUCUAUUGGUUGAUGACCAAGUUCUCGAUCAGGAUGUCGUGCCAGAAGACUACGUUGUUGCAAGACAUCAGCCACGAUUCUUGCGAUCCAGUGGAAGAUCCACAACUCCAACAAAAGUUAUGCUGAAGCAUCGCAACGUCGCCGGAUCGAUGAUGUGUCUUUCAAAUGCUGGACGUGAAGCUGCCGCAGCUGGUGGUGAUUUCAGUCAGGCAGAUGCUAGUCCGGAAUACUUGCCACCACACUUGAGACGGGGCCGUAUGGCCAAUCCACCGACUACCAAACGACGAACCUCGCUCAGCACAAAGUGGACAUCGGAGGAGAACCUGGGUCUCCAUGGCCACUACUAG